AUGCUCUUCUAUCCGUUGCUAGUCAUCUUUGCUUUCGGCAUCAGUCUUUGUUGUUCGACCAAUUUGAACACAAAGCAACCCAAACGCCUGGAUCAUGUCAGCGUCGGUCCUCUCAUCGGCGUCAAGAGUGUCGCAAAAAGGUUCUUAAGGUCCGAUGCGCACAAGCAGGACAACAUCGUCGCUGGGCACUACAACAGCGAGGAGAGAGCUGGCAUUCCAGGAGUGACAAAGCUUGAUGAAUUAGCUUACAAGUUGGCUUUAAAGUUGAAGCUCGACCCGAUGAAAAUUUUCCCUCGUUUACGCGUGGUAAAAAAUGGCGGGAAGCUAAACAAAAACAAGGAUUUUAUGCUGUGGCUUUUGUAUGUGAACAACUACAGAGCCAAACGAGGAGGAGAAUCUUGGUUUAGCGAUAACAAGUUAUUUGACUUGCUCAGGAAAGUGAGAUCGGAAGAAGAGUUGGUGAUACUAUUUCAAUCGCUUCGGAAAUACCCCGCCAUCAAGAACCUUGCAGACGAGAUGCAGGCAUAUAUGAUCCUAAGUUCUGCCUCGAGUCAUAAAUUGGUGAAUGAGGCGUGGCUGAAGUCUCGAGAAAGUCCACUGCACGUUUUUGAGUCCAUGCGUCUUGGAGAUGAGACUCUGGAGAGUUUCGCCAGCAGCCCCCUGUUUAUCCAGUGGCUCAGAUAUAUCAAAGUGUACAAGGUUGUCGUGGAAAGUGAGUCUUUUUCAGACCUUGAAACGCUCAAAUUUUUGAUAAAGGCAAAACCUUUCGUAAUCGAGGCGGAAUUUGGAACACUCUUUCAAUCGAUAAAGAAUAUCCCAGAUUUGGAGAGUUUCGCAAAGAACUUGCAAACGCAUCUCUACCAAAAAUGGAUGAACGACAACAAGUUGUCUCCAAAGGAGCUCGCGAGUUUAUUGGGGAUUCCAUACUCAAUUGAUUUCACGAGGCUGCCGAAGAGCGAUCCGAUGUACCGCAAUCUGGAAGCGUACACCGUGUACGUCGCUGAACGCCAGGGUGGGAAGGCUAUGUUGACGACAGUGGAAAAGCUUUUCGCCGAUAACGACGUUUAUGCUGCACUUGCAGCCGUUUCGAAAGCUUAG
This is a messenger RNA of Phytophthora nicotianae INRA-310, 1098 nucleotides long. RefSeq lists its product as hypothetical. The transcript has a single exon. The record is from RefSeq and is a predicted model, not a curated record. The coding region runs from base 1 to 1098 and encodes 365 amino acids. NCBI's taxonomy places the organism in Eukaryota, Oomycota, Peronosporomycetes, Peronosporales, Peronosporaceae.